AUGGGCUGUGGCUGUUGUUCACAUGCAUCAACUGAAAAAGAUACUUUACGUGUAACAAUUGUUGGUUUGGAAAAUUCCGGUAAAACGUCGCUUGUUCAAUGUUUGAAAACUUCGAAAAAGUCACGCCAAACAUCUCUGUGUGUUUCAACUCAUGGUGUUAUAUCGAUUAAUAUUCAAACGAAUAUGAAUUUCCUUGUUUUUGAUUGUGGUGGAUGUAAACAUCAACGACAUAUUUGGCCUCAUAUAAUGAAUAGUCCCGACGUGAUUUUAUUUGCUGUUGAUAGUAUGGAUUUAACGUGUUUAAAUGAUGCGAGAGAAGCGUUGAGUGAUUUACUUGUGGAUGAGAAUUUAAUCAACAAACCUUUACUUGUCAUUUUCACGAAAUCAGACAGAGAAAAUAAGCUUUCGAUUGAUCAACUUGAACAAACAUUGGAUCUGUCAGUAAUAAAAGUAACUAUCAAAGAAGAAAGUCUUUUAAUCAUUUGA
This is a messenger RNA of Adineta ricciae, 486 nucleotides long. The record is from the annotation of a GenBank genome assembly. NCBI's taxonomy places the organism in Eukaryota, Metazoa, Rotifera, Eurotatoria, Adinetida, Adinetidae.